GAAGAGGGGUUUUCAGUGGUGUGUGGCACAAAACUUGAGAACUGCAUAAAUUAGCUGUUGGCUAACACUUCCUCGUCGCAAAGAUGACUAUUAAACAUUAUAAAGAAGACAAACUUCGCUUAAAGGACUAUAAAACUGGACGGAUUGUGGUAACAUGGAACAGAUUUGCUAGAUCAUUGAAGGAAGCAUUUGAGUUCUACACUGAAGCUAAGCAGGCUGAAUUUUACUCCUGGCUGGAGACCCUUCCUAGCAAAUUACGGAAAGUGCCUUUCAAGCAGAUGAUAAUUGCGUUUCUUCCUUUCAUCUCAUUUCUCCUCAUCUACUCAAAUUACCGCAUCAUUCGUGAAUCCACAGGACUGAGUAAAAUCAUCAAGCCCAACUCUAGCUUCUUGCCAUGGUUAGAACUAUUGGUGUUUCACUGCUAUCCCCAUCAAAUACUAAAGACAUUCUCCAAUCCUGUAUUUGACUUUGUAGCAGCAGUCCCAUACCUCAUUCACUUCCCAUUGCCAUUCUUUUUCGCCGUCUACAAGUUGUUCUGCACAAGGACAAUUCAGGGCACGUUUCCCUUUAUGUGGUGUGCAGGAUGGGUGAAUCUAGUAGCAGUGAUAAUUCAGUUGUUGUUCCCAACAACGCCGCCAUGGUUUGUUGACUCUGCAGUCUGGGAUACAAAUGGAGAGCUUAUGAAAGCUGGAGCUAAUGAGGCUGGGUUUCAUCGAAUUGAUGGAAUCCUUGGAAUGCCAUUCUUCCAUAGCAUAUACUCCGCUUCUCCAGUCAAGUUUGGUGCAUUCCCAUCCCUGCAUGUGGCAUGGCCUGCAAUUAUCUUAGUCUGUGGUCCAUGGAUCAACGAGAAGUUUGCCAUGCUUCAUGUCGCCUGGAUAACAUGGGCAGCUCUCUAUUCAAAUCAUCACUAUGGUGUGGAUGCCCUAGCAGGACUUAUGCUCGUGUUCCUUGUGAACUUCAUGAUGCGAAAAGUUUGGAGUCCAUUCAAGACCAUAGAAAAAAGCACAAGAGUGUCACUUAGCCGAUCCAGGUCAGAACCUUCUUUCCAUGUAUGAUAAAUCAAGUCAUUCUAGGGAGCUAUUUAGUGUAGUUAGCAUACACCCCUACAAUUGAAUAAUACAGUAGUUUAUGGCCUCAACUUAUUUGACAAACUUUUAAGUUGGAGAGAAAUUUGAUAAAGUUAAAUUAUUGAAAACUAAGGCAUUGGUUUUGCAAAUGUUGCCAAUGUCUUUUGGUAAAUUAUUAGAAAAUAUGCUUUGUUGAUGCUUGUAGGGUUUUCAUUUUUUUUGUUUUUGUUUUUUUGGUGUAUGUCCAUACUUGCAUUCACUUUGAUAGCAUGUUUUCCUAUUUUUCCUACAAGCAAUGAGCAAAGUCUUCAAAUAUCUUUCUCAGUGCUUUAGGGCUCUCAAGUGCAGGCCUUUGAUGUUUUUUUUUAGCUUCUGGCAGUAUGCCAAUUUGUUGCGUUUCUAUCAGAUAUUUGGUAGGGCAACUUGUUUAGGUAAAAUAUGUGACACAUAAUUUUGUAUUUACUGAGAAAAAAAGCCCUUUUGUAGCUUAAAGAUGUCUAUGAUUUUCUAAUAAACCAGGCCAAGUCUAA
Molecule: messenger RNA, 1597 nt
Organism: Nematostella vectensis (starlet sea anemone)
Lineage: Eukaryota; Metazoa; Cnidaria; Anthozoa; Actiniaria; Edwardsiidae
Product: inositol phosphorylceramide synthase
Exons: 3
Coding region: 84-1055 (323 amino acids)
Biological process (GO): sphingolipid biosynthetic process; inositol phosphoceramide metabolic process
Cellular component (GO): inositol phosphoceramide synthase complex
Molecular function (GO): inositol phosphoceramide synthase activity
Source: RefSeq, a predicted model, not a curated record